This is a messenger RNA of Trematosphaeria pertusa, 2997 nucleotides long. RefSeq lists its product as uncharacterized. The coding region runs from base 329 to 2824 and encodes 831 amino acids. The transcript has 3 exons. The record is from RefSeq and is a predicted model, not a curated record. Lineage: Eukaryota; Fungi; Ascomycota; Dothideomycetes; Pleosporales; Trematosphaeriaceae.
CGGGGGAAAGCCAUUUCCGUAAGCGGCAUAGCGCCGCCCUAUUACCCGCCUCCGCCGUGGCUGGGGCUCUCGAACUCAGUCACGACAUCUCUUCUCCACGGCUCCCCCCCGCCCAAGCCUAAGCACCGUUUCUCUUUCGCAUACUGAGCCGCAUUGUGCUAUGGUUGCUCGACCUUGGCUACACUCUCCUUCGCUUCGUCGAAAAGGCCUUCUGCCCUGGAAGUUUCAGCCCGACAUUGUCUGCGACGCCCGCUUUCCAUUUGGUCUCCCACUAAAGCGUGUCUUUUCUUAUUCCGCGUCUUUCGUAGAUCAGACUUGCUGAGCGGAAAUGGAGCUCCGAUCCCCGGGGUCCAUUAAACGCACCGAGAAGGCCGCUGGUGGACGGGAUGCGGCAGGGCAGGAGCCCAUGAAGCCCCGCCAGCCCUUGACGGCAGAUGGUGCUCUAGCGGACACGGCCAAUGAUAAUCACCAGAUCAACGGUUUAGGACAUCUUGCUCGGAUUGACGAGCAUGAGCUCCAAAGGAAGCGGAAAGCGAUGCAGUUGCAACUCCGUGACUUACGGAUGGCGAUUGGGGCAUCUCGCUGGCCCAAGGUGGAACAGACGAAGGAUGCGCCAUCCUGGGGCGCCUUCUACCCUGGAAAAGUUCUGGUUGGACGGCACCGUGGUCAACCCGUCUGGGCUUUUCUGAUCAAGGCCACGGAAAGAGGCGAAACAAAAGUCUGCUACUGUAGCGAUGACGGCCUGACACUGACAUCCUCGGCGCCAGGCUCGGUCUUAUCCUGGAACAUCUCCUUCAAGCCGUGGUGCGUCCUCAUCGUGGAGCCAAGUGUUGAUCCUGUUGGCUGCGUGGGUGCGUGGUCAGACCGCGCAAAGACGGUAAUAAAACUUGCUCUGCUUGAUGCAGGGCAUUAUGAUGGCUCUUCGACCCGAUAUGACAAAAAUUUUACCACCCUCUUGAAUAUUAUACGUCGGAAUCCCAUGUCCAUGGAAGAUUCAGCGAAGGCUCCAAGCACUGACGCGACUCCGGGAAAGGAACGACCCCAGUCAGCCCCGUCCGAGCGACACCAACCCUCUCCUGUGUCCGGCGUCCGAGACCAUGCAGCUGCGUCCACCCCGCCUCUGGCCGCUGUGGACUCCGAGGACACCCAACCAGCCACAUCAGCGGAGCAUGGCGGCGCAACAGAAGCACAUUUUGCCAAUGUAGCGAGUGACUGCAUCGCAAAACUCAAGACCGUUAUCCCGUCGCGCUUCUGGUUCAAGGUCUACGCGUCGGAAGACCACAAAGGAAUUGACGCCGAUCCCUUCACAGGCGGUAAAGUGCUUCUCGGACGUACUAACGUUUGCUCGCCAAAACUACCCGUAUGGGCGUCUUUCACAACAGGCAUAUGCAUGGUAUACUACUUGGAUGAUCAAAAGCGAGCCCGACAACAUCCGGACGGCCUCGAUGGCCCGAUCAAUUUCGAACCUAUCUUCCAUCUUCUAACGGACGAAGACCAUACAGUACUAGCCAGGCGCCACCGGGCCGCGAUGAUCAGUGUCCUAGUUCGUCUCGCGCUGGUAGACGCUGGAUGGCUCACCGUUCCUGCUGCGAAACUCGAUGGGCCAAUCUCACUAAGCUUGGUAUUGGAUGUGGUCCAGAAGAAUUUGGCAAAUGGAGGAUUGCAACGAUUGGAAGCCGCAGAGGGGGAGACCGCGCUACAACCUCAAACCAGGGAACCUCCAUCGGCUACUCAGACGUCAACGCUUGAUGCCCACCGGCCGGAAGGAGCCGCUCAACCGGACCCCGGAGCUCCCGCGGCUACAGGCCCUACUUCACUAGGUGGUGCGGGCUCCCAUGCUCCUGGUGGCGGAGUCAACCAUAAUGCUACAGGGUCUCGAUCGAACGAAGUCAUCAAUAUGCGCAUUAGGAGUCUUUCUCCUGACCCAUCAGCAUCAGCACCGAGCUUCGGGACUCCUCAUGCUUCAGGGAUAGCACAAGGUCAAAAACAGACUCCAGAACGUGUGAACGAAGAAGAGCACCCAGUUCUUCGUUCUUCUCCUGACCGGAGCAUCCGGCGAAAGAGUCCUUCGGUCAUGCUUCCAUCAAAACGACCUCACGAUACCGCACCAUCCGAGGAAAAAGAUAGCUCACCGUCCGAUCACAGAAGCAAGAGAAAUUGCUCGGUUCUUCAAGAGACCGAAGGCAGCGCAACGACAAGCCCCACGAAGAGCACGGGUACUGAAGCCGCUGGCAGUAAAUCCUCCGAGCGCCAUUCGACCAUCGAGCCGCGUGACAAGAGAAAAGAAGCCGGCGAGAAAUUCAGACAGCAAAACAAGCGGCUCAUAGCAGACGUGAAGACCCUCACAAAAGUAAAAGAUGACCUCGAGAGCCAACUACUAGAUACGGCAACCGAGCUCGACAACGCUGAAAUUGAGAACUUCGAGCUAAAAAUGCAACUUCAAAGCGCCAACAAAGAGAGUCAAGAUCUGAGGAAGAGCUUAAGCGAGCUUGAGACGAAGCAUAAUGUGCUUAAUGUACGGCUUAUCAAAGCAGAGGCGGAGAAGCAGAUGCAGAAGGCCGAAAUCGACGAGCUCAACGCCAAACUCGAACGCCGUAAAGAGCUUUCCUCCAUGUCCCUCGAUCUGCAAAGCAAUCUGAGAAAGAUGCACCGGGACUUAGAGGCCAGCGGUCUCGCCUACGCGGUGAAGUGCCUGGAAGUCGACUUGAUAGAGAAGGGCGAGACUGAAGAGGCGGCCAAGGAGCGCUCGAGGCGCGACUGUGAUAAGAUAUUCGAAGAGGACGAUGGAGGCAGUGUAGAUCUUGAUUUAGUAUAUGGCGAUUGAAUAAUGUCUUCGGCCACGAGCAAGGUGGAGGAAGGUUCACGGUACCAACGAUGUGGGAAGCUUACUCGGCUGUAGGUGUAAUGGAGUACGACGCUAGUAGAGCUUAGGCUCGAAAGGCACGUUAUUUCGGCUCUGUUGGGUACUACCCCUUAUUAAUAUCAUGGUUGGAUAAG